AUGCCCGUUGUCAAGGGAGGAGUGUGGACCAACAUCGAGGAUGAGAUCCUCAAGGCGUCUGUGUCCAAGUAUGGGCUGAAUCAGUGGGCGCGAGUGUCUUCGCUGUUGCCGCGCAAGUCGGCAAAGCAGUGCAAGGCCCGAUGGAGCGAAUGGCUGGAUCCGAGCAUCAAGAAGAUUGAAUGGAGCAAAGAGGAGGACGAAAAGCUGCUGCAUCUUGCAAAGCUUAUGCCAACACAAUGGCGCACCAUCGCCCCAAUCGUCGGCCGCACUGCGAACCAGUGCCUCGAACGCUACCAGAAACUUCUUGACGAAGCCGAGCAGCGGGAGGCCAGCGCCUUUGGCCUGACGGGACCCGAAGGCGGCGAGACGCAAGCUCCCACAGCAGAAGAUGUCAGGAAAUUGCGCCCCGGCGAGAUCGAUCCCGACCCCGAGACGAAACCCGCGAAGCCCGACACCAUUGAUAUGGACGAGGAUGAGAAGGAGAUGCUGAGUGAAGCUCGUGCUCGUCUGGCCAAUACCCAGGGCAAAAAGGCGAAGCGCAAGGCCCGAGAGCGGCAGCAAGAGGAGUCCCGCCGCCUUGCGGCCUUGCAGAAGCGCCGUGAGCUCAAGACGGCCGGGAUCAACAUCAAGGUCACUACCCGCAAGCCAGGUCAGAUGGACUACAAUGCCGACAUUCCUUUCGAGAAGGCCCCAGCCCCCGGUUUCUACGACACCAACGAUGAACAAGCCCGCAAUGAAUUUCAGAGAGCUGCCUUCGAUCCCAAGAAGCAGCAGAUUGGGAGCAAACGCAAGGGAGACGAGGACGAGGACCCAAAUAGCAAGAGGAGAAAGAAUGACAAGGAUGGCACGUCUGCAGCGACACAAGCGGCACUCAAGGCCGGACAAGCCCAGAAGAUCCGGGAAGCAGAACGGAGCAGUAAACGGCGCGCACUGAACUUGCCGGCGCCUCAAGUCAGCGAGGGAGAGCUCGAGGACAUUGUGAAAAUGGGUAUGAUGGGUGAACGCGCAAACUUGCUAGCCCAGUCGAGCGAAAAUGACGCCACACGCGGGCUUGUCAACACAUACUCGACGUUAACUGGGCAGACGCCGAUUCGAACUCCUAUGGCGCCACCACAGGAAGAUCGGGUUGCCAAUGAGAUUAGGAACAUUCGGGCGCUGACCGAGAAUCAAUCAGCCCUUCUCGGAGGAGAUAAUGCAGAGCUCUUUGAGGGCGCCUCCUCGACAGGUUUUGAGGGUGCUACACCACGAAAGCAGGUUAUGGCCACACCGAAUCCUAUGGCGACACCUCUGAGAAAUGGAGCCAAUGGUGUCUUGGCCACACCUGACCGUGUCGGUCAGACGCCUCUUCGGACACCGCGAGAUUCAUUCGCUCUCAACGCCGCAGGGGAGAUGCUACCACCGACGGGAAGUGACGCGAAGAGGCAUCAGUUGGCAAUAAGGAACCAACUUCGGAGCGGACUCGCAUCCUUGCCGAAGCCCAAGGAGACAGAAUGGGACCUUGAGCUUCCCGAAGAUCAACAGGAGCCUACAACCGUCGAUGACCUGCCGGAAGACUCGGAACUUCGCGACCGAAGAGAGCGCAUGAUCCGGGAGGCGCAAGAGGCGCUAGAGCGGCGGCGUCGGACCCAGGUGAUGCAGAAGGAGUUACCGAGGCCAGAACGUGUAGAGCUCUCAACAUUGCUGGAGAGUGCUGCAGCUCUGGCGGAUCCGUUGGAAGCCAUGGUGGCAAAGGAAGCAGCUCUGCUUAUUGCUCACGAUGCAGCCCGAUACCCUCUCGUCAACUCUGCUGUUGCAGCGAAACAAGUGCCCCUGCAACAGAUUGACGACGACGCUCUGGCUCAAGCCCGUCUUCAGAUUUUGAGUGAGACGAGAGGAGACAUCAAGCCUGCCGAAGUUGAGGCGACAUUCAACCGAGAGAACAGCAACGCCAUCCUCUUAGGACUCGGCUGCUACGAGGACGAUGACGACGAGGAGGAGAUUGCGGCGAUGAAGUCCGCCUUAGCAUCUGUCCAAGAGUCCACCAUGGCUACAGUUGAAAAGUCUGCCAAGCUCGAGAAGAAGCUCACGCUGCACCUGGGCGGGUACCAGCAGCGCGCGAAGAUGCUGCGUGGGAAGAUGGCCGAGGCAGCCGAGGCCCUGGAAAAGGCUCGCGCCGCGCUCAGCGCGUUCCGCACGCUCUCCAUCUCCGAGGAGAUCACCAUUCGCAGCCGCCGCGAGGCUCUGAUGGAGGAGGUCACACACGUCACGCGCCGCGAGCGCGAGGCCCAGGAGGAGUACCGGCGCAACAGGGAGGAGCUGGACGCGCUUGUCGCGCAGGACGGAGUGAAUGGGUAUCAUUAG
Messenger RNA from Microdochium trichocladiopsis, 2340 nucleotides. RefSeq names its product pre-mRNA splicing factor component-domain-containing protein. The record is from RefSeq and is a predicted model, not a curated record. The coding region runs from base 1 to 2340 and encodes 779 amino acids. Lineage: Eukaryota; Fungi; Ascomycota; Sordariomycetes; Xylariales; Microdochiaceae. Gene Ontology annotation, biological process: mRNA splicing, via spliceosome. Gene Ontology annotation, cellular component: spliceosomal complex; Prp19 complex. The transcript has 2 exons.